UAUAUUUAUAAUAUAUUUAGCUAAUUUUAAACAUGAUGGCACUAGUUCUUAGACAUAAUUAUAUAAUUUUUUAUAUAUAAUUUUAAACAGUUUCUUUUUUAUUCAUCGAAUAUUUAGAUUAUGGUGUAUUUGGUACGAAAAAAUCUCUAAAUGUAAUAUCUAUGUGUUUGUUUUGGGUUUGAUAGUUAAUUGUAAUUAUUUAGUAAUAAAUAACUAUACAAAAUAUGUUAAUAAUGAGUAAAAAAAUAAUCAACCGUGUUUCAACUUUACACAAACGUAAAAAAAAAAAAAACUUAGGCGGUCAACUCAGAAAUUAGGUGGGAAUUAGGCGGUCAAGCGGGAAUUAGACGGUCCAACGCGGGUAAUGCAGAUCAACGCUUACGCUAAUUUGGGUAUAUUCGCCGCGGUCAACUUCCGCACCGCGCCUAGGCGGCCGCCUAGCCGCAUUUUCGAGCAGGGAAUGAAACUCAUAAGAGGAUUGAAGGUCUGGAGCUUGUCUCACAGAUAGAGAGAAGAACAUGGGUCAAGUGUUGCCCGAAGAAAUAAAAAACGUCUGGGAGAGAUGGAACAUAAGAGGAAUGUUAAUCUUAAGUCUUUCUCUUCAGACAAUUCUCAUCUUAUUUGCCCCAACUAGGAAACGAGCAUCAUCCAAGUCUCUAACCAUACUCUUAUGGUCAUGCUACCUCCUCGCCGACUGGUCAGCUAACUUCGCCGCCGGUUUAAUCUCCAAGAAUCAAUGGACCGAUCCAAAACCAAACCAAGAACCACGCCAAAACCAAAAACUCAUGGCUCUAUGGUCGCCUUUCCUUCUCUUACACCUAGGCGGACCAGACACCAUCACCGCUUUCUCCUUAGAAGACAACGCUCUCUGGACUCGACACAUGCUCGGUCUCAUUUUCCAAGCCUUUGUCUGCGUCUUCGUGGUCUUUCUCUCUCUCCCCAACCCUCUAUGGCCUUCUAUUCUCUUACUCUUCACCGCCGGUAUCAUAAAGUACUUAGAGAGGACAAUGGCCUUGAGCGUGGCAAGCUCGGGUAAGUUCAGACACUCCGGGAUUCAGACAAAGGGUUUAAAGAGAAGCGAUGUCGAAGAAGGGUUAGAAGAACCGACUCCUACCGAUGUUCUUAGUCUCUUGUUUUGGAUUUUCCGUUCAGAGAGACGUCCUAUGGAGAUUGCCAAGCCAGACAGAGACUUAACCGAUUUAGAGACUGUUCAACAUGCUUUCACACUUUAUCGUCACUUCACAAGUCUCAUAUCUAACUUCGUCUUCAGCUUCAGAGAUCUUAAGGCAAGCCAAGCGUUGUUCAACGUGUUGAAUCCUCAAGAAGCUUUGAUGGUUUUAGGAGCUGAGCUAUGUUUUAUUUAUGAUGCUCUCUACACUAAAUCACCUAUUCUUCAUACUAAGAAAGGGUUUCUGUUUAGAGUCAUUGCAUCUGGAUCUCUUGUUUGGUCUUUCUGUAAGUUCCAUUAUAGAGACAAGAAGAAGAUUCAAGAGUUUCAGCAUACCGAUGUUAUCAUCACAUACAUGUUGUUCUUAGCUGGUCUAACGCUGGAUUUUAUAUCUACUUUAGUGUUCUUGCUCUCUGACUGGAAACUUGCCGUGCUAUGCAAGCCACAGAAAAAGCCUAACUCAAAACCAUCAAGAAUAAGCAUUGUACUCAACUGGAUCCUUGGUUUCAAGAGCCUGCGAUGGGAGAAGAUAAUCGAUCACGGUCAUGAGGUGAUUGCAGGGCCGGUUCUGCUUCGAAGAUGGGCUGGAAAGAUCUAUGCUUUCAAUUUUUUCAACUUUUUCUUGAAAACAGAUGGCAAGAUUAAUGUUCGUGGAAGAAGAGAUUCACCAUACAUGAUGAAACAAUUCGUCAAAUGUAUCCAUGGUGUUCAAUGCUAUAUCGUACGAGUCAUGGCAUCAAACAAAGUGGCUCAUUACAUUCUUUACCCCGUCAAGGCUUUUGUCAAGGUUUUAAGGUUUCUUGUUGCCUACGUAAUCGAUCGUCUUGAUGUCAAGGAGUUUAUAGAUGACAUGAGAGUGGAAGGCUUUGUGUCUAGUGAACCAAUGACGAAAACUCUAUGGAGUUUUGUGUUUGAGCAGGUGAGACACAAAUCGAAGUUUGCGGAUACAGAGGAGAACACAAAGACAAUAUGUUCAGCUAGAGGAGAAUGGACAUUGCGAGAGAAUCGUUGCUCAAGGAGACUGAUUCAUUACGUGGAAAACGUUGAUUACGAUGAGACUCUUCUCUUGUGGCACAUAGCAACAGAGAUAUGUUACCAAGAAGAAGAAGAAGAAGAACCAGAUGAGCACCGUGAAUUCAGCAAAACCUUAUCAGACUACAUGAUGUAUCUUAUGAUCUUGCAACCUCAGUUGAUGUCUGAAGUGGCUGGUCUUGGGAUGCUUAGGUUUAAAGACGCGAUGGUAGAGGCAGAGGAGUUGUUGGAGGAGAGUUUCAAGAAAGCGAAAGAUGUGAAACUAGCUGGUGAAAAGAUUGUAGCAUUAGUUAAUGGUGGUGUUAGUGGAGAGUUGGGUAACGAGAGUAUUUUGGAGGGAGCUAGUUCGAUUGUGAGAGAGCUGAAGCAGAUGCAAGGAUGUCGUAAUAAAUGGAAGAUAUUGAGUAGAGUGUGGGUUGAGUUGAUUUGCUUUGCUUCGUUGCAUUGUGAUGCUACGGCUCGUCUGGAACUGCUUAGCAAAGGUGGUGAGCUCUUUGCUUUUGCUUGGCUCUUAAUGGCUCAUUUUGGCCUUGUUGACUAGGUUACCAUUUUAUUUUAUUUUCCCUCUUGUCAACAAGUUUUGGACAUUUUUGUGUCUUCUUCAUUUAUUUUGUAGACUCAUCUAAAUCAGGUUCCUUUUGGAAUUCAUUAUAUAAUCAAAGAUUAAAAUUACUUAACUCAGUGAUUUGAUUAGA
Brassica napus (rape) is the source of this 2895-nucleotide messenger RNA. RefSeq lists its product as uncharacterized. The record is from RefSeq and is a predicted model, not a curated record. The coding region runs from base 519 to 2741 and encodes 740 amino acids. NCBI's taxonomy places the organism in Eukaryota, Viridiplantae, Streptophyta, Magnoliopsida, Brassicales, Brassicaceae. The transcript has a single exon.